Molecule: messenger RNA, 2678 nt
Organism: Pygocentrus nattereri (red-bellied piranha)
Lineage: Eukaryota; Metazoa; Chordata; Actinopteri; Characiformes; Serrasalmidae
Gene: serac1
Product: serine active site containing 1
Exons: 17
Coding region: 136-2112 (658 amino acids)
Source: RefSeq, a predicted model, not a curated record
GGUGGAACAAACGCCGCUUGUUUGCCCUAAAGUGGGCAAGUGUGUUAGUGAGAAGGUUAUCAUGUAGAAAAGCGAGAUCUCCUUGGCCAUAAAACUGUGCCUAGCAUAGUCACUUCACACCAACUUACAAACAAGAUGUCUGUGGCCGCCUUGCGCUUUAUCCCUUGCCGGAGGCUGUGCACUGCUGGUCCAGGCGUGAAGAAAAUAAUUCCAUGGAAGGAUUUUCGAAAAAUAGCCAAAGUAACUGGUGCUAUCAUAAUGGGCGGUUGUGUUUUCAUCACUUAUGAGGUCAUCACCCUUGACCAGGCGGUCACCAUCGACACUCAGGCUAUUCUUCAAGAGAAGCAGAAGUCCUAUAUCUACCUGACCCCAGUCACUAAGAAAGAACACGAGACACUUGGCACUGGUCUCACUUACAAAGCCAGGAAGGAGCUCCAUAAAGCAGCAAGAAAAUUUAUUGAAUUUUCAUCUCGGGUCCUUCAUCAUCCCCUGGAUGAGCGCCUAAGCCAUCUAGAUGCAGAUCCUCAUGAGUGUUCUCUGUGGUUGCUGCUGAAAAAGACCCAGUCUACCAUUUGGACGGAGAGACUGCAGGCAGUACAGGACCUGGCACAGAAUCAUUACUGGCAAGAUUACCAGUAUCGGACAGCUGCACAGGCUAUAGACCACCGCACAGCUAUAGGUCUGGCCCGUACGCCUCAGGUGGACCUUCGCUUCUUUCUUCCCCCACCUGCACUGCCUGAAGUGGAAGAUGAGUUUCUCAUAGAGGAUGGUCUGAGGCAGCUGCUUGCCUCUCUUCCCCAGUCUGAGGUGGAUCAGUGUGUGCAGUACUUCACUUCACUUGCACUAAGAGAGAGCAGUCAGUCACUAGCCUCUCAAAGGGGUGGGCUGUGGUGUUUUGGAGGGAAUGGGCUGCCCUAUGCUCAGAGUCUUACCACCAUCCCCUCUGAGAAGGUGGAGUCUUUCUGCCUGCAGGCCCUUGUGCAACACUCAAAGGUUCUGAGUCAUUGUGAUCACAUAGUGGCCAAUGGAGGGCUGCAUCUUUUGCAGAGAGUAUACCAGCUGCGACGGGAUUCUCAGAAGAUUCAGCGCAACAUUGUGCGCAUCAUCGGAAACCUCGCACUGAAUGAGAGCUUACACACAGCCAUAGUGCAGUCAGGUUGGGUGUCUGUCCUGGCUGAGAUGGUGCAGUCUCCUCACAUCAUGCAGGCGUCCCAUGCUGCCCGUGCUUUGGCCAAUCUGGACAGAGAUGCAGAAGUGCAGAAGUACCAGGAUGGGGUCUAUAUUUUAAAUCCACAUUGCCGCACCAAUCAGCCCAUCAAAGCAGAUGUUCUAUUUGUCCAUGGCCUUCUGGGAGCAGCUUUUAAGACGUGGCGACAGAAAGACUGUGAAUUAACAGAGGAUGAAGAAUCUGCAGGAGUACAAGAGGACUACACAGAGUGCUGGCCUAAGUCGUGGUUAGCCUCAGACUGUCCCAACCUCAGAAUCCUAUCUGUAGAGUAUGACACCCAUCUCAGCGACUGGAGGGCCAAGUGCCCUGCUGAAAACCAGAGGAAGUCCUUAGCGUAUCGGAGUGGAGAGCUGUUGAAAAAACUUAAGGCUGCAGGAGUAGGGGACAGGCCUGUGAUCUGGGUGGCACACAGUAUGGGAGGUCUGCUGGUGAAAAAGAUGCUCUUAGAUGCCACAAAGGAUCCUGAACUAAGUCCCUUGGUCAAGAACACAAAGGGUGUCUUAUUCUACAGUGUGCCACACUAUGGCACUUUCAUGGCAGAGUACUCAGUAAACGUGAGAUAUCUGCUGUUUCCCUCAAUCGAAGUGAAAGAGCUCUGCCGAGAUUCCCCAGCCUUGCGGGACUUGAAUGAGAAUUUUAUCAGCAUUGCCAAAGACCAGGAAUUCAAGGUCCUGAGCUUUGCAGAGACACAACCCACAUCUAUUGGCCCGAUGAUAAAAAUAUUAGUUGUUCCUGGUCAGUCAGCAGAUCUGGGUUUUGGAGACCUGAUUGAAGUCAAUGUCGACCAUCUUAACAUCUGUAAACCUGAGAAGAAGGACACUUUACUCUACAAGCGUAGCUUGCAGUUCAUUCGAGAUGCUCUUGGGGAGCAGACACUUUGCUGAAUUUUCUAUCCCUGUCCAGAGUUUCAACUAGGAUCUUUUUGUCAUUCAUCCACUUUCACAUUUGUAGAGAAAUGAUUCAAGAUUUAUGAAAGAAGACAAAUGAGAAACUAUACAUUUGGGAUACAAAAUUUCUCUAAAAUAAUCAUGGUGCUUAAUUUCUCAGUGAUUUCACCUUUAUCCCAAACCGUUUUAACAUUGUACUGGCAGUUUUAACCCCACCAUUCCAGUUAGAAUUUAUGUUUUUGUGAGCAGAUAACACAUUAUUAACAAAUUAACAGUUAACAUUUUUAUUUAUGUUUAUUUAUUAUUUUUUAAAAAGUCAUAGAAACAUUGAUUACUGUACUUAAUGCCUUGUUUUACAACUCACUAGCCUUUUUGGUAUCCCUACCUCAAAUGUACAGCCUAGAAAAGAUUGUGAUUAUAUAAACCCAGUGUUUUUGUGUACAUGAAUUUUAAUGGCAUAAUUAAGACUGUAAGUCCUUGACUUGGAUUUCACUUUUACAUAUUUGCCAAAAAGCAUUGUCAGCACAUCAGCACAACAAAUGAAGUCACUGUGUUUGUCAUUG